Colletotrichum truncatum is the source of this 774-nucleotide messenger RNA. RefSeq lists its product as uncharacterized. NCBI's taxonomy places the organism in Eukaryota, Fungi, Ascomycota, Sordariomycetes, Glomerellales, Glomerellaceae. The record is from RefSeq and is a predicted model, not a curated record. Gene Ontology annotation, biological process: transmembrane transport. Gene Ontology annotation, cellular component: membrane. Gene Ontology annotation, molecular function: ADP transmembrane transporter activity.
AUGAGUGGCUCUCUCCUUGGUGUCGCAUCUACCAACUUCGCCUAUUUUUACUGGUAUUCCACUGUUCGGGCUCUAUAUUUACGUUCGGCGAAGACAUCGGCACCACCAUCGACCUUGGUAGAGCUUAGCCUCGGUGCUGUUGCCGGUGCCGUUGCGCAGCUUUGCACAAUACCUGUUGCUGUCAUCACCACCCGCCAGCAGACCCAACGUAAAACCGAGCGCAAAGGUUUUGUGGAUACGGCUCGAGAGGUUAUCGAUGGUGAAGACGGCUUGUUUGGAUUGUGGCGUGGUUUGAAGGCAAGCUUGGUGCUCGUUGUCAACCCAGCGAUCACAUAUGGUGCCUACGAAAGGCUCAAAGAAUCUCUGUUCCCAGGCAAGAAAAACUUGAAGCCCUGGGAAGCGUUCUUGCUCGGAGCUGCCUCCAAAGCUAUGGCUACCAUUGCUACCCAACCUUUGAUCGUUGCCAAGGUGGGCUUACAGUCCAGACCACCUCCUGAAAGGAAUGGUAAGCCUUUCAGCAGCUUCGUCGAGGUCAUGAACUUCAUCAUUGAGCGUGAGGGUGUUCUGGGUCUGUUCAAGGGCAUUACGCCACAAAUUCUUAAGGGUUUCCUUGUGCAAGGGAUCUUGAUGAUGACCAAAGAACGCAUGGAACUCUUGUUUGUUCUUUUCAUCAGGUAUAUCAAGAGUCUUCGAACAAAGCAUCUACAGACAAUCGCCCAGAGCAAGGCGGCUGCUCGCAACAUAUCCUCUGCCAAGCCUCUCAUCGGGAGGUAA